AUGCUCCCGAACGAUGCCGUCUCCCCUGACACCUCUAUGUCCGCUGCCCCCUUCUCAACAUACACCUCCGUGUUCUAAGAAUCCCUCAAGCAAUUCCUCACCCAAAACCCUCCCGACUGCAUCGUUAUCGAGAUCUUCCACCGUUGGGCCUCUGACGUCAUCAACUCCCUUGGAAUUAGAAGAAUCAUCUUCAAAGGAAAUGGGUUCUUCUCCUGCUGCAUGAUACAGAAUGUCAGCCAUUUUGGGCCACACGAGAAACUGGGCUCCGAUUUGGAGCCUUUUGUGGUGCCGGGUCUGCCUAAUUGGGUCGAAUUGACGAAAUCCCAGCUGCCCAUGUUCGCCAGAAACAAAGGUGGGCCUGAUAAGUUUGGGCAAUUGGAGGAUAAGAGCUUUGGGGUUGUGGUGAAUAGCUUCUAUGAAUUGGAGUCAAAAUAUGUUGACUAUUUCAAGAAUGAAUUGGGGAAGAAGGCGUGGGGGAUCGGCCCGGUUUCACUAUGCAACAGAGAUGAAGCUGAUAAAUCUGAGAGAGGCAAAGCUACUUCGGUUGAUGAGGAUAAUCUGAAAUGGUGUUUGAAUUGGUUGGAUUCUCAAGAACCUAACUCAGUUAUGAACAUUAGUUUUGGAAGCUUCGCUCGAUUGUCUUAUAAACAACUUCUCGAAAUCGCUCAUGGGCUUGAUGAUUCUAAGCAGGCUUUUGUCUGGGUUAUUGGGAAAGUGUUUACAUAUGAGAAUAAAGAUCAUGAAGAUGAGGAAAAUUGGCUUGUGGGUUUUGAGAAGAGAAUGAGGGAGAGUCCAAGAGGGGUUGUGAUAAGGGGAUGGGCUCCUCAGAUUUUGAUGUUGGAGCAUAAGUCUGUAGGAUGGUUUGUGAGUCACUAUAGGUGGAACUCGACAUUGGAGAGAGAGAGAGGAGAGAGACAAAGUUGCGCUUCAUCUAGUAUGGAGGGGCUGGAUGGUGGUGCGAGGUGCUGGAUCGGGCAUCAUGGGAGGCUUGCUUCGAUGUGGGAUGGCUUGGACACAACAUGGACGUGGCGGCGCGGCUUGCAACUUAAACGUGGCGGCGCGGUUGCAGCGGGGUUGUGA
Molecule: messenger RNA, 1080 nt
Organism: Rosa rugosa (rugosa rose)
Lineage: Eukaryota; Viridiplantae; Streptophyta; Magnoliopsida; Rosales; Rosaceae
Product: abscisate beta-glucosyltransferase-like
Molecular function (GO): UDP-glycosyltransferase activity
Source: RefSeq, a predicted model, not a curated record